Messenger RNA from Octopus sinensis (East Asian common octopus), 1405 nucleotides. RefSeq names its product caspase-3-like. Gene Ontology annotation, biological process: proteolysis. Gene Ontology annotation, molecular function: cysteine-type endopeptidase activity. The transcript has a single exon. The record is from RefSeq and is a predicted model, not a curated record. NCBI's taxonomy places the organism in Eukaryota, Metazoa, Mollusca, Cephalopoda, Octopoda, Octopodidae. The coding region runs from base 75 to 926 and encodes 283 amino acids.
AAUUUUUUGGGGUUUUUCCGCGCGGUUUCUUGUUCCGACUCUUUUCUGCUUGUUCAUACACAUUCCGCUCAACCAUGGAUUACGCAGAUGCACAACGUGUUGAAGGUAUAUUUUUUAAAGAGAAAGAUCCCGAUUCACAACCUGAAGAUGUUGAAAUGGUGUCUGUUGAAGGAAGUAGCGAAUCUGUAAAUGCCAGAUAUGACAUGGAUCGCGAAAAAAAAAAUCUGGCUUUAAUAAUAAAUAACGUGGAGUUUGACGAAUCGACUGGUAUGUCUUACCGACAAGGAUCCGACAGAGAUGCAUCAGCAAUUAAAAAGACUUUGAAGUCAUUGCAUUUUGAGGUGAUCGACCGCAAGAAUUUAUCAGUGAAAGACAUGAAGCAAAUCUUUAAGGAUAUAUCCACGAUGGAGCAUGCGAAGUAUAACUGCUUCGUUUGUGUUAUAUCGACUCACGGUGAAAAUAAUAACCACGUAUGUGGCACUGAUGGUAAAGUAAAACUUGACGAUUUAGUGGAGUUGUUUCUUCCCGAUAGAUGUCCGAGCUUAAUAGGUAAGCCAAAACUAUUCUUCGUACAAGCCUGUCGGGGAAGGAAAGAGGACAGCGGUGCACCUAUGCACGAUGCCGGCGAUUUUAGAGUGAAAUAUCAAAAUGUCACAUCUCACAAAGUACCACUUGGGGCCGACAUGCUUCUGGCUUAUUCCACUGUCCCUGGAUUUUACUCCUAUAGACGUUCUACGACUGGAUCUUGGUUCAUUCAAUCGCUAGCCCGCAUUUUGGAAAAACACGGAGACCGACUUGAACUGCAACAAUUAAUGAUUUUGGUAAACCGUAAGGUUGCCUGUGAAUAUCAGCAUUCUUCCACUAGAAAGAAACAGGUUCCUUGCGUGGCAAACAUGUUAAUGAAAGAGUUAUACUUUUACAAGUAAAAUCUUUCCUCUUCUCUCUCUCUCUCCCCGUGUACACGUACUCUCUGUUAUCUUGCUAUACGUAUCAGCCCUAAAGCUGUGAAUGUAGGAAGUAUAUGUAUAUUUUUAUUUAUAUUUAGCAGAGGUGAUAGAUUCAUUCAGGGUCCGAGAGCUUCGUACGUUUGAUAAGUGCCAACGCAACAAACUUUCCAACUUUGAAUCACUAUGUUACUUCUGAAGGCAUAAAAUAUUUUUACAGAAAUUAACGAAUAAUAAAAACCACAGAUCUGAGGGUAAAAACGAAGUAUGGCCAAUAAAGGCAUAAAUAAAUGUAUGUGUGUGUGAGUAUGUAAAACACUUGAAAUUUAUAUUUAUCCAUCUUAAUUUCUGCUAAGAACAUUUGCUAAAUUUGUGCUGCUGGCGAACAAUUUCUUUAAAAUUAUUAAAUAUUCUGAUAAAAUAAAAAUAAAAUUCAUAAUUUUAUAAUUUUAUGUAAUAAC